AUGUCGUGGGUGGACGCAGAGAGGUAUUGUGCAGAGAAUUACCAGGCCAGACUGGUGUCCGUCGAGACUGCCGCAGAAUAUGAAGUUAUUCGAGCUCAAAUGAACGCAGACCAACAAGGGCAGGAAUGGUGGAGCGGUGGUAACGACUUGUUCAGGCGCAAUGACCUUAUCUGGGCCGGCACUGGGCGAGCAGUGAACUCCACUGCAAGUGGAAUACUACUUACUGGCGCUGACGGCAACGGGCGUUGCGUUCAGUUACGCCCACAGCAGCGCGAUAUGAAUGCUGUCAGUUGUGAGCUGCAACUCAACUUUAUCUGCGAGACGGGCUUUUAG
Molecule: messenger RNA, 333 nt
Organism: Lingula anatina
Lineage: Eukaryota; Metazoa; Brachiopoda; Lingulata; Lingulida; Lingulidae
Product: matrilin-1-like
Source: RefSeq, a predicted model, not a curated record